This is a messenger RNA of Mizuhopecten yessoensis (Yesso scallop), 4932 nucleotides long. Its product is annotated as heat shock 70 kDa protein 12B-like. Lineage: Eukaryota; Metazoa; Mollusca; Bivalvia; Pectinida; Pectinidae. The transcript is spliced from 5 exons. Gene Ontology annotation, molecular function: ATP binding; ATP-dependent protein folding chaperone. The coding region runs from base 117 to 1862 and encodes 581 amino acids. The record is from RefSeq and is a predicted model, not a curated record.
CGGAACAAAUCCCUGAACCUGUUCUCGGAAAACCCCAUCUUAUCAAGACACCCGAGUAAAAGCUGCUCAACCUUGACGUACAGGCUGUUGAGGAAGUCGGCCACUCAAUUUGAAGCAUGGCUUCCAUCGACAAACACCUUUUGGUGGCCGCCAUUGACUUCGGAACCACUUACUCGGGGUAUGCCUUCUCCUUCCUCCACGAGUAUGAACGUGACCCUUUGAAGGUUUCAGCUAACAACUGGACAGCGGGGUCAGGGGGUCUUAUAUCCCUGAAGACGUCCACCUGUGUUCUCUUUAAACCAAACGGUGACUUCCACUCUUUUGGUUUUGAGGCUGAAGACAAAUAUUCCGAUCUUUCCUUAGACAGAGAACAAGAUGGAUGGUACUACUUUCGACGAUUUAAAAUGAAACUAUAUGAGAACAAGUGUUUAAACCGCUCGUUCAAGAUAGAAGAUGAUCAAGGUCACACAAUGGUGGCUAUCAAAGUGUUUACAGCAGUCAUCAAGUAUCUCAAGGAUCAAAUGUUGACAUCGUGUAAAAACCAGAUGACAGACAUCAAGGCGACAGACAUCCUCUGGGUCCUUACUGUUCCUGCAAUCUGGUCCGACGCCUCCAAACAGUUCAUGCGAGAGGCUGCUGAGGCUGCUGGUAUCCAAGGGAAUCACCUGCUGAUUGCCCUAGAACCGGAGGCCGCAUCGCUGUACUGUAAAUACCUUCCUUUUGAAAGAAAAGGAGAGGGCGGCCUGAAAACCUUCACUGCAGGGUCAAAGUACCUUGUCCUUGACGCCGGAGGUGGAACGAUAGACAUUACCGCACACGAGGUUCAGCGGGAUGGAUCACUGAAGGAAAUCUUCAAGGCCAAUGGAGGAGACUGGGGAGGUACGAAGGUUGAUCACGCGUUCCAAGUUCUCUUAUCCGGAAUCAUUGGUAACGGUGCAUUUCAUUCUUUCAUCGAAAAGAACAAGGCAGAUAUGGUCGAAUUCUUUCGAGAUUUUGAAGUGAAAAAACGCACCAUCAAACCAAAUGCUCCCUGCGAUGAAAAAGUCACCUUCAAAGUUCCAUCCGCAAUGAACGACGCAUGCAAAGAUGAAAAUAGGAACGAUAUUGCCACGAUUGUGAAGUCGAAGCAGCAUUUUAAGGGGAACUUGUCGGUCGUUGGUGAUAAGUUAAGAGUCAGCGGAGAUCGGGCUAAAGAAUUGUUUAAGGACCCAGUUAAGCAUAUCGUGGCCCAUUUGAAGAAGUUGUUGGAGGAACCGUUUGCCAGAGGAGUGAAAAGUAUCUUGAUGGUUGGGGGAUUUUCGGAGUCCCUUGUUCUACAGGAUGCAAUCAAAAAAGGUUUCCCAAACCUCCGAGUGAUUGUGCCGCAAGAUGCAGGACUGGCAGUUCUGAAAGGAGCGGUCAUAUUUGGGCAUGAACCGAGGGCUAUCAAGUCACGUGUUUGUAAGUAUACUUAUGGAGUAAUUACUUCACAACUCUUUGAUGCCGAAAAACAUGAUCCCUCUUACCGGUUCACCACUUCUUACGGCGCAGUGAAAUGUCGGAACUUAUUUUCUAUCCAUGUUCGUGUUGGAGAUUGUGUGGAUAUCGGACAACCACAGUCAGUUAUAAAUUACCAUCCUACGGAAGCAGACCAAACGGGCGUAACACUCAAAGUGUAUGUGUCCACAGAAAAAAACCCCAAAUACGUGACAGAUAAAGGAUGUACUAAGAUUGGUCAUAUGCAAAUCGCCAUGCCGGACACGACUAAGGGACGGAAAAGAUCUGUAGGUGUACAGAUGACUUUUAGUAACACAGAGCUCGAGGUAGAAGCCAUCAUCAAAGAUACCGGGGAAAAAGUCACCGCGGCAUACGACUUUCUGUAAUGUAUAUAAACUAUAUGCGAUCUUCGUUUUAUGUUUGGUUUGUUUUAUCAAUGGUGCGUAGUCUGAACUCGUAUCAGUAACAUCUCAUCUGAAAAGUAAACGGUAAACAGGACUUAGUAAAGAGGACCUUCCUCAUCGACUUCAGGAUCAAAAGGACUAGAGUGAGAUUACUAUGAGAUCAUUGGAGGACUCUGACUCGAAAUAGGGUUGCUUCUAUGAUCGCUUCCAUCAGAAGGUAGCAGCCAAAAGAGUGUGAUUUGUUUUAGAAUCAUUCAAAAGUUUUCAAUUGUGAUAAUAAUAAUAUAUAAAUAAUAUACAACAUUUAUAUAGGGCCCUACAUCAUUUGUAAAAUUAUUCUUAAGCGCUUUAAUAAUAUUAGAGACAACGAAUGAACUAAAUAUAUGUAUUCAAUAACUGUUGUUAUAUAGUUCGAUACGUUUGGACAUUGUCAAUACCAAAUUGCUUACUUUUACCUUAGUGGUACUAAAUUUAAUGAAAUAUUGCAUCUUUUAUGAAGAAUCGUUUAUAUGCCCGAGAAAUUUGGAGAGCGCUACCUUUACUUUUCGAAAUUAACUAUUGCUUUUUUGAUUUUGAUAACUGUGGUUUCGGACGAUGUAAUGUCCACGUUGUGUAUUUUAAACGUUGAGGGUACACCAUAGUUCAGCAAACUUUAGUAUUAUAUGAACUAUUCUACCGGUCUGAUGUAAUGCAAAGAAUGGUUUGUACCAGGGAAGUAGUUUGAUUAUACUCGAACAAAAAAUGCACAAGAAAACAUCAUCUGAAAGAAUAUAUUUAACAUCUUAAUACAGAUAUUUAGAAAUAAAUUAUGUAACAGAUUUUAAAAGUACUAUCAUAUAAAUAUUUGAUGAUACCAGCUACAGACCAGCUUACUAAAAAAAAUGAUCUGACACAUCUGUACAAAACAGUUUAGGUCUAGUUCUGAUGCAUUGAUAUGUACAACACAAUCUGGUGCUAACAAGUAUGUCACAAAUAUUUGCCAACUUCUAACUAUUGGAAGGAUCGUUGGCUCACUGUCUGUGCCCUAUAUUUGACCCCUUGAGGCGACUCAUUUUAUGGCCCCUACAGAGACUACUCUUGUCACUCUCGUUUCAAAUUUCCUGUUAAACCGGUUACAUUAACCACUCUGCAAUACUUUGUUAUUAGUAUAUGAAAUUGUACAACUUCUUAAUUUCCAUUAUGUUUUUAUUUCUAUUUAUAUAUACAUUUAAAGACGAGUUUGAUGUCUGUGGUCAUUUUGUAAGACGAAAUUGUUUUGACGAGUUUAUUUGGUAGACGACGUUUUCGGCACAAAUUUCUAGUGUGGGUCUCAAGGUGUGUUAUCUAACCAUCAUAAAUGUACCAGCAUUUUUUAUCCAGUUACUGUCGCAUUAUUCAACAUUUUCCAUCUUUGACCUUCGUUUACUACCUGGACGAGUAAGAGUAACCCAAGCCGCCACCAUGACGUGCAUUUCACCCCGCCCCUCGCAGAUUUUGUUUCACGCCGUGUUUACAAGAACAAAAACUAAAUAAAUUUUCUCCUUAUAUUUAUUCAGAUUGUUUUAAAUUAACUUACCUGACUUAAAGUAUUCAAGAUGAAUUUUGUACAGUAAUAAGCAUUCGAUUACAAACUAAUCGAGGGGGUCUGCGAUUAUAAAAGCAUAUUUUAUAUCAGUAUUUACUGUUGGUUUAUGUUUUUUUGUUGUAAUUUUAUAGUGACUUUUUAUCUCUGUUAUAUGUUGUAAUAUGUAAAUGUUCAUGUUUCUGUCUUGAAAUAUAUUUUAUGAUAUAUAUAUAUAUAUUAAAAUAAUAUAGUGUUCACCCACUUAACGUUAUUCUUAAAACAACGUACCCGUAUUAUCACUUCUUUUUCGGAACAGCAAGUUAUUGCAUUUCAUAUUACAUGAUAUCAAUAGAUGUAAAAUGCUGCUAUAAAACCACACGUUUUUCGUGUGGCAUCGUGGUUUUUUUGUAUAUAACCUUGAAUAGUUCGUGUGGUAUCGUGAGGCUCAUAUUUCGUGUGGCAUCGUGUGGUUUUUUGUAUAUAACCUUGAAUAUUUCGUGUGGUAUCGUUGGGCUCAUAUUUCGUGUGGCAUCGUGUGGUUUUUUUGUAUAUAACCUUGAAUAGUUCGUGUGGUAUCGUGAGGCUCAUAUUUCGUUUGGUAUCGGUGAGCACAUGCUUCGUAAAGCAUCGUGUGAUCACAUUACAUGUUCUAUAAAAGGCACAUGAGUACCUAAAGUUUCAGUUAGUACCACAUGGCACAGAAACAGAUCGACCUCGUCAUUGGUGGAAAUAUCGACGUUUGCGAUGUCUCUGCUAGCAGUAUUACCUGUCGUAUAGGAUUAACGCAGCAAGUCAUCGUUAAGAAAGUCAAAAGUGAGGUGAAAGUUUGUUUACGUGAGGAAAAAAAAGAGUUUACAAAUCACAGGUGACUUUAAAAAAAAAUAUGCUGUUUCAAUCGAAGAGCCUACAGUGCGUUUAUUCAUUUAUGAAAAAUUGCAUGAGAAACCGACAGCGUCCGUCAUACUGUAAACGUGAUACAACCCCAUCAUCCAUCGUUGAUCAGGUGUUCUAACAGAAUAGAUACAUUUACUAACUGGCCAAAAAACCGUCAUCAAUCACCCUAUCAACUGGCAAGUAACGGCAUUGAAGACUGCGUCACUUGUUUUAUGUGUGGUGUUUCGUUAAAACAUUGGAACUAUUUCGACGAUAUCGCAACAGAGCACCUGAGAUGGUCUAAAAAAUGUCUUUUUCUUGGUAUGAUGUUUGUUAUCUAAACAUGAUAGACGUUGCGUUAAUUCAGAAAAGACUGCAUGAUUAUUUAUUCGAAGAAAUCGAAGAAAAGGCCUUAGAAGAAUAUUAAAAAAUCUGUUGUGUCUGUCUUAUGCAUAUGCUGUCAGAUCUAAGAUUACCGAACUGUAUGUGCGUGCUGGAUGUGAAGAAGGGCUAGCCAAUCAACUGGGGCAUAGAUGUGUGAUGCUUUCCUAUGACGAUGUGAUGGAUUUACAUUUUGACGAAGCACUGACUUUAAUAAACCAUUUAGAAGUGGAAAAGACUUGGCGUGAAUCCGCC